AUGGCGGCGGCCAUGAAGCGGCGGCGCGGGACGGACCUGGGGCCGGAGCCGGAACCGGCGCCAGAGCGGGGCUGCCCGCGGGCCUGGGCUGCCCAGAGCCGGGCGGUGGUCGGGCGAUGGACGACGGCGCGGUGCGGCGGAGAGACGCGGCGCGUGUACCGGCAGCUGCGAGAUGAGCUCCCGGAGCUGCACCGGAGCAUCUGCGGGCUACCAGCUGCCCUCCCUGCCCUGCCUCUGGAACUCACUGUCCUCUACAACUCCCUGCUUUUCACUGUGGGAGCAUCUGACUCUGUCAUCAAAGGAGAAGCAGAAGGAAUACGCCAGGGGCUCCUCAGGGUUCUGGAGGCUUGUGGGGCCUGUGGACAGGAUCUUGGCACGGAGGAGCUGUGGGAAAAGGUGCUGCAGGAGGUAACCGUGGAGGAGCUGCAGGCACCUCUACACCGCCUGGGGGCCCUGCAAGCAGCCUGGUGGCUGGCAGCCAACCAGCUGGGAAGUGUUGCUGGCCUCUUCCAGCUCCUGAGCACCGCUGAGGACCCAGGAAGAGCUCACUGCAGUGAGGGGCAGAACAAGCUCCUGUCCCUGAUCAAGGCAUGGCGGGUCCCUCCUGAGGGGGCCUCCCUGCCCCUUGUACAAAGCGCCAAGGACUUGAAGGAAGUCCUCCACACUGCAGCAGCCUUCCUGCAAGGGCUGCAGGAGCUGGAGGCUGGGAACUUCCCCACCGCCAUUUCCUUCCUUCAGGAAGCUGCAGGAGGAUUCUGCUCCAAGAAUAUCCUGGCCCAGAUCCACACCUGCCUUGGCUGCUGCGCUCAGCGAAUGGGUAAGCCUCAGACAGCCCUUCAGCACCUGAAACGGGCCCUCCAGGCAGAUUUCCAGUGCCUUCCUGCCCUGUCCCACGUGGCAGCAGUGUACCAUGACCUGGGAGAGAUCGAUACAGAGCUGCAGGCCCUGACCCUGCUCUACGAGGCUCUGGGAAAAAGCCCUCCAGCAGCUGCUUCCUCUAGUCCCUGUUUCCUAAUGCGAACAGAGCUGCUUGUCCACACACCAGUACUCACUUCCCUCCUCCGACCUUGCCACCCCUCGGAAGUGAAAUACCUUCUGGCACAGCGGUGUCUCCAGGAUGGGAGGGUGGCUGAUGCAGCGGAACAUUACCUGGAUUUUCUGUCUCUCCUUCAGGAGGGGCUGCAGCAGCAGGUGCCCCUGGAUGGCAGCUCAGCUCUGCCCAGGAUCCCGGAGGUGUUCCUGGAAGCAGCAUCUGCCUUGGAGCAGGCUGGGAGGCACCAGGAUGCCAUAACUGUGUGUGAGGAGGUCAUCAGCCGGACAACUGACCUCAUUCCACGGGUGUUACGAGUGGAGGAGAGGCAGGAGCAGCUGGAGUCCUCAUUGCCAGGGGCAGAACUGGCAGGUGGGCUCCUGUCCCAGAAGAAGGAGAGCCUGUGCUGCCUUGCCUGGAGAGCAGCUGGAUACCUGCACCAGGGCUGGGCAUGGGCCAAGCUGGGCAAGAGCAAGGAGGCUGUGACACAGUUCAGCAGGUGUCUCAGUGACCUCCUGCGUGUCCAGCUUCACGGGUCUGGCAUCAGACACACAGAGAAUCUCCAGCCAGAAGUGGAGGUGCUCCAGAAGAUCAGGUUGCUCUCUCUCCUCGGGCGAGGUACACAGUUCCUGGAGCUGGGGAGGAACAAAGAAGCCCUGUUGGAUUUCCAGCACAGUUUGCAGAUCUCACCAGGUGACCCAGCUGCUGCCUCCUACCUGGUGCAGGCCUUGUGGGAGCUGAACCGGAAGCAGGAGGCGGCUGCUCAGUGGCAGAAGUUCUCCCAGAGCUGCCCUGCAGAGGAUGGGCAGCAGCAAGGGCAGGGAAGGCCCCUCCCUUUGUACCUGGUUUCAUGUCAGCAGCAGGCAGUGUUCCCUCACAGUGAAACUCUUGCCAGAAGCAUACAGGAUUACCUCAGGGCAGCAGCCCAGGACACCCCAAGGUGACCUGGUCAUGCCCCCAUACCCAUCUGCUGAGGUCUCCCUGCACUUGGCUGGCACAAGGCCUUUAAGAACUCCUUCAAGACUCAGAAUUACUCUGUGAUGAAGCUAG
Molecule: messenger RNA, 2080 nt
Organism: Melospiza georgiana
Lineage: Eukaryota; Metazoa; Chordata; Aves; Passeriformes; Passerellidae
Gene: FANCG
Product: FA complementation group G
Exons: 14
Coding region: 1-1974 (657 amino acids)
Biological process (GO): interstrand cross-link repair
Cellular component (GO): Fanconi anaemia nuclear complex
Molecular function (GO): protein binding
Source: RefSeq, a predicted model, not a curated record